AUGCGUAAAAAACAGGCCACUACUGGAGGCAUCGUGGAUGAAGUGCUUAUUUCUCGCUUACCUUUAAUCUUCCCUGGCUGGCCUGAUUCUCCUUCUGCCUCACCUACUGGAGUGAAUACCGCCUUUAUGGAACGCAAUUCCAAGUCCUAUGAGCAUCUUUUUAGAGGUGAGCAUUUAUCUGUAAGAAAUAUAAUUUUACAUGAAUAA
Protopolystoma xenopodis is the source of this 207-nucleotide messenger RNA. NCBI's taxonomy places the organism in Eukaryota, Metazoa, Platyhelminthes, Monogenea, Polystomatidea, Polystomatidae. The record is from the annotation of a GenBank genome assembly.